Lentinula edodes (shiitake mushroom) is the source of this 1442-nucleotide messenger RNA. RefSeq lists its product as uncharacterized. Lineage: Eukaryota; Fungi; Basidiomycota; Agaricomycetes; Agaricales; Omphalotaceae. The coding region runs from base 232 to 1179 and encodes 315 amino acids. The record is from RefSeq and is a predicted model, not a curated record. Gene Ontology annotation, biological process: positive regulation of transcription by RNA polymerase II; negative regulation of transcription by RNA polymerase II. The transcript has 6 exons. Gene Ontology annotation, molecular function: RNA polymerase II cis-regulatory region sequence-specific DNA binding; DNA-binding transcription factor activity, RNA polymerase II-specific; zinc ion binding.
UCCAAAAUGUUUGUUUAAACUGUAUAUGCUGGACGCAGGAUUUUCCUCCGUUUGUUGAAAAGGAUGGGCUAGGACGGGUCGGAAUACUGAUGACGGAAGCUUUCUAUUUCUAUUCGGAGAUUCGCGCGGUGGCCGGCCGAUCAUGCCGGCCUGAGAAAUAAGCACGAUGUGAACACGACGUGAGCAAGUCCGAGACUUCUGUCUCUUCUUUCCCUUUCAUCAACUUCAACGAUGAUGACGUUGCCACACCGUAGCUCGCCCAACGACGACGAUUCCAUCGAGGACCAGCAGAGCUCGUCUUUUGCCAGUGCUUCUUAUCCUUCAUCUACAAUGCCUGGUGCCUUCACUGAAUGUGAUAACUGUCAUACAACGACGACACCUCUUUGGAGACGGGAUCGCACUGGUAUGAAAAUACUCUGCAAUGCUUGUGGUCUAUAUUCAAAGACUCACAAUGGUUCGGAUCGUCCGUUGAAUGGUAAGACUCCGUCAGAGAGGAGACAGACGGCGAGCAAGUCGAAGCAAGAGCAGGUUGAGAGUAGUCCGCCUCAAGAAUGCUCCAAUUGCUCUACUUCGACAACGCCUCUCUGGAGGAAGACAGACGAAGGGAAGCUCUUGUGUAACGCAUGCGGUCUUUACGUUAAACUCCAUGGACAUAAUCGACCUGUCCACCUGCGAACUGAUGUUAUCCGCCAGCGGUCCAGAGAAAACGCUCGUGUUCGCGUAAAGCGUACCAACACCGGCGAAAUCUCUGUACCUGUGUCGAGAAACCCAUCUAGAACCAGGUCUUCUACUGCCCAGAUUCGUCGCCACUCUGUUCUGGAGGAUGACGACGACGACAGCGACGAAGGUUCUGAUGAACCUGGCUACCGUUCUAUCGGUACCCAGCGCGAUUCAGACUCUGACGACUCGGACUCAAUAGGUACGCCUGAUGAAGGAGGUUCAGAGCACAUUCUUCCUCCGAGAUAUGGUGUUUUCAAAAACCGCUUCAAACGUCAACGCAUCACUAUUGGAGAUUCGGACACAGACUCGAUAGCUUCAAUGGGUUCGCCUUCAUUGUCGUCUCUUGCUGCGGUGGCAGCCGCAGUCGCUGCGGGAGCUUAUUCAGACUCUCCUCUAUCAUUGUCGCCCACUGGCGAGACUUUCGCACCACGACCUUGGUUCCAGAGGUUCGAUCUCUGAUGCGCGUCGAUUCCGUGAUCACCCGAAAUGACAACCGUCUUAUACCCGAGUCCUCUGAUACGGUGUCAAAAAUAAUUGCCUUCUAGAGUGGCGGAAAUUCCGAUGGAUAUCGCCACGGACCAGCUUCCCUCUAUAUUGUCAGCAAAACCUGCUGUUCCAAGGACCUUGCUCCCAUACUCUCGCUCUCUUCCCAGGCUACAUCAUCUUUCCCAAAAUUAGCAUAUUCAUCUAGUUUACUUGUUCUUGAAUACACCCCUAUUUCU